This is a messenger RNA of Hypanus sabinus (Atlantic stingray), 9827 nucleotides long. RefSeq names its product WNK lysine deficient protein kinase 4a (gene wnk4a). Gene Ontology annotation, cellular component: cytosol; cytoplasm. Gene Ontology annotation, molecular function: potassium channel inhibitor activity; ATP binding; chloride channel inhibitor activity. The coding region runs from base 2919 to 7382 and encodes 1487 amino acids. Gene Ontology annotation, biological process: renal sodium ion absorption; protein phosphorylation; monoatomic ion homeostasis. The transcript has 20 exons. The record is from RefSeq and is a predicted model, not a curated record. NCBI's taxonomy places the organism in Eukaryota, Metazoa, Chordata, Chondrichthyes, Myliobatiformes, Dasyatidae.
GGGGAUUGGGGAAGAAGUGAAGAAGUGCAGGGUGGGAAGGGUCUUUGAUUAUGUUCACUGUUUUACCAAGACAGUGAGAAAUGAGACAGAGACCAUUCUGGGAAGCUGGUUUCUGUGAUGUUGUGAGCUGUGCCCACAAUUCUACAGUUUCUUGCAGCCAUGGGCAAAGCAGUUGCAGUACCAAGCCAUGAUUCAUCCAGAUAGAUAUGUCAAUAUCUAUAUGUCAAUGUCAAUAUGUCAAUAAAAAUUGGUGAGGAUAAAAGGGGAUAUGCCAAAGUUUUACAGUCAAGUUAGGAAAUAGUCAGGGCUGAACUUCCUUGGUCGUGGCAUCAAUGUGGUUGGACCAAGACUCCUAAGAGCUUGAAACUCUCAACCUCGGGACUGUUUAUUGAAAGAGAGUGUGUGCCCCCCUCCCUGAAGUCAAUCUUUUGCUGACAUUGACAGAAACGUUGUUGUCACAUCACCAUGACUAGGCUCCUUAUCUUGCUCAUAAAAUAUGGCCCACUUCAGUAGUGUCCUCUUCAAACCUGCAGGUGGAGCUAGAGCAGAACUGGUCACGCAGUCAUUUGUGCUCAGGGAGUGAAGCAAGGGGCUGAGGCUGCAGCCUUGUGGGCACCGAUAUUGAGGAUAAUUGUGGUAGAGGUGUUGUUACCUAUCCUUACUAAUUGUGGUGUCACAGUGAGUGCUGGCAACAACUGAACCCAGGUGCAGAGGAACAACAGACUCCCAUGUAGAAACAGAAACAUGAGUUUAUACAUAGGAAUACUGAGAGAGCAUCAGUGGUUCGACCGCGAGACAAAUUAUUCUCAAAACAAGGACCACGCUAUAAGCACUAAUUGGAAAUCCACUUUAAAUAAUCACAAGAUGCAGAAAACUCCUGCCAAUCAAAAUAAACUUGAAAAGAUUAAACAGAAAGCACAAGGGCUUAAUAACUCUAGUUAAGACAACAAUUAACAAAUACAAGUGCAGUGGAAAUGUCAGAGCCCAAUGCUCUAUGGUUAGCCGCACAUUUGGUUUGUUGGUCAGGAGGCCAAGCAUGGAAACAGGUCCUUCAGCCCAACUCAUCUUUGCUGACCAAGAUGCUCAGCUGGUCUAGACCCACUUGUUCACGUUUGUCUCAUGCCCCUCAAAUGUUUUCUUGUCCAUGUACCUGUGGAAAUGUGUUUUAAAUGUUGUAUUUGUACCUGCUACAACCACUUCCUCUAGCAGUUUGUUCCGUAUACACACCCUCUGCUCGAAGUAGUUGCCCCUCAAGUCCCUUUUAAAUCUUUCCCCUCUCACUUUUUUGAACUCCUUUCCUUGGAAAAUAGACUAUGUGCAUUCACCCUAUCUAUGCUUCUCAUGAUGGCAUGUGUCUUUAUAAGGUCGCCCUCAGUCUCCUUUGCUCCUAACCUAUCCAACUUCUCCCCAAAGCACUACAGUCCUAGCAACUUAUCAUUAAAUUUUCUUUGCACACUUUCCUUCCGAGUGAUGUAUUUCCCAUAAGAGGGAAACCUCUGAACUACUAGCACUGUGAUCCUCACAUGUUCACUCAAGCACUUUGCCACAUGGAAUGUUGUACUUGUUCUCUCAGUUUUGACUGGCAUAACUACCACAGUUCUAUUUGAAUGGAGUUGUCUGUCAUUGGGGGUGGGGGUGAUGUUGGUGGGAGCUGAGCAAGCUUCAGGGACCAGAGAUUUAGGAACUGCUCAAGGAAUGUAUGCUGCACGUUUUGGGACAGUCACCAUAGUGAGGCCUCCAGAUCACUGCGAACUAAUUGGCCACAAAAGUUAAGAGGAGUUAUGGGAACACCAAAAGAUGUUCUCUAAUUACAAUCAGGAUAUCCACUCUGAGUCAGCCAAGCAUUAAUAUUGAACAGGAUCCACCUUGCAUUUUCAUCAAAACUAAAUGGGCAAAUACCUUCUGGCAAAUACAAUAAACUUAGACAUGCCCAGCAGUAGUUGCAACUUGCCUUCUUGUUGUUCAUGUCCUCAGUUCCUAGAUAUCAGGAGGAAACAAAGAAAGUUCUGAAAAUGAACAAAAUAGUUGCUGGUGCUGGAAAUCUUAAACAGAAAAGGAUUUCAGUUUCUCUUUCCACAGAUACUGCCUGAGCGGCUGAGUUUUUAUUUGUUUUGUAUUUUUUGAUAAUGGUGUCACGCAAAGUGAAGAUUGCCAUCCAGCGAAUGCGUCUGCAGAACGCUCCAAGCUUCACGUAAACCCACGAGGAAUGGGCUUGAAGACAUUAUCAACCCCACCUCGCUAUGCAGAUAUCUUCGAGGUUCCAGUAACUUCUAAUGAGAAGUCACCUCAGCAUGUGGGGACGUGACGUUAGUGGAGGGAAUGUUCUGCCUGAUAAGGAACACCAUCCACUCAGAACUUGCUCGACGCGAUAAUACCACAGGUGCAAACGUCAGCAUUAAAGGGACGCUUUCGCUCAACCCAGCACUUACACUUCUGAAAGCAGCAGCGCAAUAAGGCGGUUUAACGUUGAUUAGGGGGAAAAAAAAGACCUCGUCGAUCUCGGGACGGGUGUGUGAGGAGGCGGCAUUAGAAGGACCAAACUAUAAUACCUCCAGUCUGCGAGCCAAUGUUCGCAGUGAGCCGGCGACGUUCGGGCAGCGGCGGGCUGAUCGAGACCAAUACAGACUCAGUCUGAGAAACUUUAUAGGCGAGCAAGAGGAUUGAAGAAGGAAAAAGUCUAACAGUCCGGGAGAAAGAGUUUAAUUGCAUCCAGUGCAACAACUGGGGGUUGGUCCCAGUGAAUAGAGAAUUGGGGAGGCAAAAGGGGGCUACAAAUAAUGUUUUGCUUUAACAUCGCAUCUCUUUGAAAACAAGGAGGUGUUGUGUCGGAGAAGAGAGGAGGAGCUGACUUCUCGAGUCACUCUCACAGCGCCGGAGACACAUUUCAAUCGGAGUUUGAGGUUUUGAACAACAGCUCAAUGUCCAGAACGAUGUCUCAGGCAGAGGUAGACCUAGCCGGCUUUGGGGUCAUGGCUUCGGCGCUGGACUUGGAGCACUCUCCACUCCUAAACAAGAUGCACAGCCGCCGGCGGAGAUUUUCGGCCAAGGAAGGCAGGAGAAUCCCGCACCGAGCCCAGAGGAAAAGCUCCAUCGAGAUCGAGCUGGGCGCCGACGGGUUGCUGCUCCGCCGCCCGUCUUGGGCUCACCUCUACCCACCUGAUGGUGAACCGCUGCCGCGGCCGCGACCACGGCCGCGGCCGCUUCCCCCACCUCCUUCUCCUCCUCUUCCUCCUCUUGCCCCGAUUCUCGGCGGACCGGCAACGGACGAUGCGAGCCAAAGUAGCGCCAGUGCCCCGCCGCUGGCCAAAGCCGUGGCAGCCAACAGCUCGGACACGGAGGAUGGCAACCCCCGCACUCCGCACAAGGAAGCAGCUCCUGAGGAGAGUAAGAUGGAACCGGAGGAGAAUGAGGUGGAGAUGAAGGCGGUAGACACGUCUCCCGAUGGCAGGUUCUUGAAGUUCAACAUUGAGCUCGGAAGGGGUUCCUUCAAGACGGUCUACAAGGGCUUGGAUACAGAGACAACCGUAGAGGUGGCGUGGUGUGAGUUGCAGACUCGGAAGUUAUCAAAGGCAGAGAGGCAGAGGUUCAGUGAGGAGGUGGAGAUGCUGAAGGGAUUGCAACAUCCCAACAUUGUGCGCUUCUACGAUUCCUUCAAGUCUUCUGUGAAAGGCCACAAAUGUAUUGUGCUGGUGACUGAGCUCAUGACAUCAGGGACACUCAAAACGUACCUAAAGCGUUUCAAAGCAAUGAAAAAUAAGGUUCUGCAGAGGUGGAGCAGACAGAUCCUGAAGGGUCUUCAGUUUCUUCAUACACGAUCACCUCCCAUUAUCCACCGGGAUCUGAAAUGCGAUAACAUCUUCAUCACAGGACAAACAGGCUCGGUAAAAAUUGGUGACCUUGGUCUUGCAACACUGAAAAGCGCCUCAUUUGCAAAAAGCGUAAUAGGUACUCCAGAAUUUAUGGCCCCUGAGAUGUACGAGGAAAAAUAUGAUGAAGCAGUUGAUGUUUAUGCAUUUGGCAUGUGCUUAUUGGAAAUGGCCACCUCAGAAUACCCAUACUCAGAGUGCCAUAAUGCAGCCCAGAUAUAUCGCAAAGUAACAAGUGGUGUUAAGCCAGCCAGUUUUAACAAGGUAAAAGUCCCAGAACUUAAAGAGAUUAUUGAAGGAUGUAUCCGCCAAAACAAGGAUGAGAGCAGGUACACCAUUCAGGACCUUCUUGACCAUUCAUUCUUCCAAGAGGACACUGGUGUUCAUGUGGAACUUGCUGAAGAAGACGAUGGAGCGAAAUCUGCCCUAAAACUCUGGCUCCGCAUGGAUGAAUCAAAGAAACUCCAUGGCAAAUACAAAGACAAUAAAGCCAUAGAGUUCUUCUUUGAACUAUAUAAGGAUGUUUCAGAAGAGGUGGCCCAGGAAAUGGUGACCUUGGGUUUUGUCUGUGAGGCUGACUACAAAUUAGUUGCAAAGGCCAUCAAAGACCGUGUGACUGAGGUCAAGAGAAAGCGCGAGCGAAACCAACGCAUACAGGAGGAGCUGAAAAAAAAAGAGCAAGAGAAAAAGAAAAAGAUUUGUGAGCUCUUGGAAGAACUGAACUUGCCCCAAGACGGAACCGAAAGUGCAGCUGGAGUUGCUCAGCCACCACAGUCUCUAGCCACCACACGUCCCAUUGAAACACUACUGAAUUCUCCCUUUCCACCAGAGCCUGAGGAGCCAGAGGCUGAUCAGCAUCAGACUUUUCGAUAUAGGAACACGAAUUAUUCUUCAGCUACAUCUGAUUGUGAGACUGAUGGUUAUUUGAGUUCUUCUGGAUUCUUGGAUUCCUGUGACAACUUGCACAUGGCUGGCCAGUUAGCCCCAAAGUCUGGAAUUGGUCUCCAAUUUCCUGCUAGCAUUGCAGUGACCAUUCCCUCAAAACAAUAUUCAUCAAUUCACGGUGGGCUAAUUUCACCAGGUGAUAGCUACGCGUCGGAUGCUGCUUCUGGAAUGAGCGAUGGCUAUGAAGGCCUGUCUGCAGGUGAAGGUUCAGUGAAAGUACCUGCGAAACGUAUAGCAAGUAAAUUCCUGCGAAAGCGUGGCAGAUCCAGGCUACGGAUUCUUAAUGUUUCAGACAAAGGAGAUCGAGUUGUAGAAUGCCAGCUUCAAACCCACAACAACAAAAUGGUGACCUUCAAGUUUGACCUAGAAGGCGACUUCCCAGAAGAGAUUGCUGCAGUUAUGGUCAGCAGAGAGUUCAUCCUACAAUCAGAGCAGGACAGUUUUGUCAGCAAGCUGCAAGAAAUCAUACACAAGGCAGUGGCCGUGUUGAAGAAGGACAUUCACAAUAAAAAUACAGCUAAACAGCCAAGUACUCCAAGCUCCCAUGAUUCACAAGAAGCAGAGAAGUCAAACCACUCACCACACCCUUCGUCAUUGCCUUCAACUGGAAUAGGAGAGGGUACCUCACACAGUCACGUGGUUGAGUCUCCAAGAAGAAAAUUUUUGGUCAGCCAUGUUCCUGAAACUUCAUCAAGUUUGACCUGCCAAGCCAGAGCAACAUCUCAAGAAAUUUUAACUGGCCAUACAACAGUGGAAACGUAUAAUGUAGUGGCACUCUCCAGUCGUGACCCUGUCCCAGCCUCUGAAAAUCCACCCAGUGGAACUGACACUACUUUGCCUACAACAUCUCUCCUUGCUGCUGCAUGUACUGCAAACGUUCAUCUAAGCUCAACAGUGAAUCAGCAGGGAAGUGGGCAACAUACCGCCCAAGGAGAGCUUCCAACAAAAGCAACAGAGAAUGCUGACAAAGAAAUGCCACCACUUCUGCAGCCACCAACUACAGCCUGGCCACCAACUACGCAGCCUCUGUCUGUUCUGGCUGACGUAUUGUCGUUGAUGUGUGUGAGUCAUCUUGCCCAUUCAAUCAUACCUAGCAAUUCUUCACAAUCACCACUGAUAUCCCCCUGCAGCAACAACUCUUCCCCGAGCUCGCCUCUGAUCUCCCCAGUUGACGUCUCCUGCUUACCUCACCUUUUGUCACCAGAACCAAAUGCUGGACCUCUGCCAAAUAAUGGCAUCAGAAGUUUAAGCAAGCAACUUGGAUCCGAAUACAAUAGGUCUCAUGAGGUUCUGGGAAAUGUCAGCUAUUUGUCAGGAAUGUCACCCUCCAAAUUCAAUCACAUGUCCUCAAGUAAUAAAGGUGACCUGAGUCCAAUUUACCUGGAUAUCCCACAGCAGAAAAUAACUGCUCCUACAAAUUUCCAGAUGUCUAUGCCAAUUCCAAUACCAGCUUCUUACAAGAACCAUGUCUCACCAGCAAAUUCUCCAUUGCAUUCAAAUCUCAGUCCUACAUUUAACCUUGCAGCUUCACUCUCACCACAGCAGAAUGGUAAUCCAGGAAAUUAUGGAAGCAUUGGUUUCCAAGGCAGAACAUCAAACUCACCCAUUAUGUCUCAAACACCUGUUACAGACUCAACUACAGGUCUUGAGGACAGACAGUUCUCGCUGUUGGAUAUAAGUAACAAAAACACACCAACAAUAUUUGUGACUGAAACCUUAACAUCACAGUCAGGAAAGUCACCAUUGCCUUCCAUAUGUGAGGAGUUCAAAGGUUUUCAACAAUCUGAGUCAUAUCAGCCCUUUCCAGUGGAAGACUUUGAGUUUUUGAAAACUCAGGAUCUAAAUAAAAAGGAUUCUGAACUAACAAAAGAAAGUGAUCCUAAAGCAAAAGAUGAAUUGGUUCCAGGCAACGGUACCACUUUGCUUUCAAUGAUGAUGUCCAAGGACUCAAAGUUGGAUGUUGCAUUUGGAACCCAUCAGGACAGCAGUAACAGCAACCUAGUGCCUCUGCCAGUUUCACCCAUCAAUUUGAUGAAACCUUCCUUUGUCAUUCCUGAUGCUGCUGCAGACAGUCAUACUCCGGAAGGUAACAAAGUAGUGGCCAGUUCAGGAGAUGAGAAACAAAACAGUGAUUCCAUGUUAUCAGAUGUGCACAACUAUUCAGUCCCGGUGCCUGGACGGAUUCAGCAUCCACGAACUUCAAUCUACAUCAGCAGCGAUGAUUCUGAAACUGACGACGAUGAAAUAUUUGAAGAGUUGCAAACUCUGAGAGAAAAGCACUUGGCAGAGGUUCAGAGAUUGCAAGCAAUGCAGAAGAAGGAAAUUGAACAGCUCUACGAAAAGAUGGGUAAGGUGCCCCCUGCUGGAAUAGUAUCACCAGCUGCAAUCCUGAAUGGAAGGCAGAGGCGUUUGUCUAAAGGCAAUUUCAACCAAUCCCGUCGUAACAGCCUGCAAAGACUUGAACCUUUACAACAACCAGGCUUUGGCAGAAGGAAUUCCUUAACUGGCAUCUGCAGUGUACAAGAUCAGUGGCAAACACAGUCCAACAUUGGUGGGGGUUACUUUUCCUAAUGGCUUCUAAACACUGUCUCCAACCAUGGGCCAAGAGACCACAACUGUAACAGAUCAUUCCUCUACCCUCCCACGAGUAUUCCAGCAGUUUCAUGCUACGUGUCCUGGGUUCUGGCACACAAAACAGAUCUUCUGUGACGUUAUGGCAGCUACUUUACGAAUUGCCUCCUCUGGUCUAUCUCACCAGCCCAUGAUGAUACUGCAGAGUAGGUUGGUUACACUGCUAUCCCUAAAUCUAAAACUUAUUGCUAGGCUGAGCUCAGACCUUCCUUUAGCAUUUUCAGGAAGGCUAGAUCAUCCCUCCAUGGAUUGUCCAAUCCUGAAUACUCCUGAUAUGCUCAAUAUUUACAUUUUGCAUAGUCUGUUGCUGUCUCAUCAGCUCUUGAACCACUGACAUUAUUGUUCCACUGUUACUCUCACCUCCCACCCUUGUUGUGCCUCACUUACCCCUUAAUAAAGCAACAUCUCUCUUCAUUGCCAACAUUCCCGGAACUUGCCCACGUACCAUCCCACACCCCCUGGGCCAUACUGUCCCACACAUUCCUCAGCCACUUCACUUUUACCAACACAUGUAUAUCUUUAGGAUACAUCUGGUGAAUUUAACCAUUUCCUCGAGCUUGUCCCAGAAUCCUGUAUUUUGGCAGGGGACCUUAAAUGAGGGCAACUCUGACAAAAUGCUCUGCUUCUCCCCGAGGGUGAAGGGCUUAUGAGUUGUCAAGGGCUGCUUCAGGUCAUCAGGGUUCUUGAUUUGAUGUUACCUAACCCCAAAAAGAUCCAUUCUGACAGAUAUAUCUGGGUAUAACCAUUCCCUCAACAAUCACCACACUCCAUAACUCCCACACUACACAAAAUAUAAAUGAUGGAUAAAAAUUAAACAGUACAUACUUAAAACCAGAGUAUGUACUCUGCAGUCUGCCACUUCUGUGCAUCUGAACUCAUAAUGCCUGUUGUAUCCCUUUGCAUUUAAAACUCUUACAUCAAGGUUACAGGCUUUUUCUUAAAUCACACAAACACACUCACAAACACAUCGGCUACUACAAAGCUCCCUGAUCGAGUAUACACAAACCCACUGGCGUCCCAAACAGUCAGUAACCACCCUUCACAAUUGGUACCCCUCUCUCACCAAAUUAACACAAAAAUGCCCAGUCUCUUACAUAACCACAUGUACAUUUCCACACACACUGCACUACUUUUAUAUCUAGUAGUUCAAGUCCCUACCUUGUUCGUGAUCCCACGGUCACUGACCUGAACAGAUCAAAGUGUGAGUACUAAUUUUUAAAAAAAAUAUUCACCCACUUAGACUGUGGAGGUCAAUGGUCACACAAUAGGAUACAAACAUAUUCUGGAUGAGCCCCCAAAUAUUGUGACUGUGAACAAUGUCAGUGGAGAGACACUAGAGCUAAUGGAUAUAAAAGCCUUUAUGCAGUAUUCGAGACACUCUUAGGAGAAGAGGCCUGCCUGACCCAAUUCAGGUUUAUAUGCUAAAGAUCAAAGUUAACAGCAGGACAGUUUUACAGUUCCAAUGCAUCUACAUUGCUUCCUUUGAAUUACAUAUAAUUUUUAAACACCUCUGUCUUCACACUCACCCUCCAGACACCCAAAAUCAAUGCUAAUUCCCACCAACUCUGGGCCGCAUUCAUGCUGUUUCAGGCUUCUGUGAUCAAAUGGAGUGAUUCUUUGUUUGCAAUCAACCCCCAAAAUGCAGCUCCUGGAAGAUCAUUGUUCAGAGCUGUGGUUUAAAUUCAAUCUACAAUCCACAUUCAGAUCUGGAGAUUGGCUACUGUAAAAAUUAGUAUUUGCUAUAUACCGUAAAUCCAGAAUAUGCCCCAACAUAGACUAGAUAAUAAAUUUUGCCUUAAUUUUAGAGGAAAUUUGAUAACCCUGGCAAUUAGAAGACAAUAAGAACACUUGAUAUUAAGCAGCCAUUAUAAAUCAUUUUUAUAGUUUUGUAUUAAAGUGUGUUUUUCCAUUGUUACAAACUGUAAGGACUGAAUUUAUUGAUUUUGUUUCUCUGUAUAUAUGUAUAUAGAAAAUGUAAAUUUUAUGCAGUAAAUUAUACCAAUAUUAUAUUGAUAAUUAGAUCUGUUUUAAAAUAAACUAUACAGGUAACAUUCCCAGAUGGAAGAUUUAGAUGCAUUUAUUAUCCCUUUUCUUUACAAUAAACUUUAUAUUUGCUUAUUUGAAACACAAAGGUGUUAUUUCACGUGAGAUUUCUCAUUUUGUAAAAUAUGGUGCAGUGUUUUGAGUUGCAAAGCUGAUUUUAGUAUAAAUGUGCAUCUGCACAGAAUGGAGAUUCUGUAUUUGUUGACAUUUGUUAUCUCAAGAAAGUUGAUCUUAUAAUUUUUUUAUGAUUCAAAUCAUUAACUAUGUAUAUUCAUCUUAUAAUAAGAUGCUAGAUAAAUUAUUUCACACUACAUGAUGGAAAUAAAACUUUAUAUAAACUGU